CUGCGUACUGCGGACGGAGGGCCGAGGCCUGGCGGCGAGCUGGGGUCGUACUAUACAGCCCAUCUUUCCGGCAAAUCGCGCGAGAUUUCGCUCCCCCUGGGCUCCACGAAGGUCAGCGACGCGCGAGCGACUGCUGGGACUGUGGCUCUCGGAGCUGUUUCGUGCCCCCGCGGUGAGGGAGGAGACUGUCAACCAGGGUGACUUCCAGGCGUCUUCCCGGAGCUACUGGGGACGCUGGUGUUAUUGCCCGGGACCCUGAGAUAGGGAAUGCUCGAGAAGCAGAAGCAGGAGUAUUUUAUACAGAAAUCUUGUGAGACCACUGCCCAAUCAGAGCGAUGAUUGUUCAAAGAGUGGUAUUGAAUUCUCGACCUGGAAAAAAUGGUAAUCCUGUGGCAGAGAAUUUCCGAAUGGAAGAAGUCUGUUUACCAGAUAAUAUCAAUGAAGGACAAGUACAAGUUAGAACUCUUUAUCUUUCUGUGGAUCCUUACAUGCGUUGUAGAAUGAAUGAAGACACUGGCACUGAUUAUAUAACACCUUGGCAGCUAUCUCAAGUGGUUGAUGGUGGAGGUAUUGGAAUUAUAGAAGAAAGCAAACACACAAAUUUGACUAAAGGCGAUUUUGUGACUUCUUUCUAUUGGCCCUGGCAGAGCAAGGUUAUUCUGGAUGGAAAUAGCCUUGAAAAGGUAGACCCACAACUUGUGGAUGGACACCUUUCAUAUUUUCUUGGAGCUAUAGGUAUGCCUGGUUUGACCUCCUUGAUUGGAAUACAGGAGAAAGGUCAUAUAACUGCUGGAUCUAAUCAGACAAUGGUUGUCAGUGGGGCUGCAGGUGCCUGUGGAUCCUUGGCUGGGCAGAUUGGCCGUUUAUUAGGUUGUUCCAGAGUGGUGGGAAUUUGUGGAACACGUGAGAAAUGCAUCCUUUUGACCUCAGAACUGGGCUUUGAUGCUGCAAUUAAUUAUAAAAAAGAGAAUGUGGCAGAACAGCUCCGUGAAUCAUGCCCAGCUGGAGUGGAUGUUUAUUUUGACAAUGUCGGCGGUGACAUCAGUGAUACAGUGAUAAGUCAGAUGAAUAAGAACAGCCACGUCAUCCUGUGUGGUCAGAUUUCUCAGUACAACAAAGAUGUGCCUUAUCCUCCCCCGCUAUCCACUGCUAUAGAGGCAAUCCAGAAAGAAAGAAACAUCACAAGGGAAAGAUUUCUGUUGUUAAAUUAUAAAGACAAAUUUGAGCCUGGCAUUCUACAGCUGAGUCAGUGGUUUAAAGAAGGAAAGCUAAAGAUUAAAGAGACGGUAAUAAAUGGAUUGGAAAACAUGGGAGCUGCAUUCCAGUCCAUGAUGACAGGAGGUAACAUUGGAAAGCAGAUAGUUUGCAUUUCAGAGGAAAUCUCUUUGUAAUCACUGCAAAUGUCAUCAAGGCAAUCACAGAUUUCUUUUCCAUUUUGCGUAUUUUCAAAGAUACCUUAAAAAAUCCUUAGGACAUACAUAGCCCUUGAUUUAAAUGUGAUCAUAGGUGUUAUUUUUAGUGGCCACAGGGGAUUCGAUAUACUCAUUAAUGAAUCAUACAUGUUUUUAAAAAUUAAUAACUUUUUAAAAAAUAGAAUGCUUGAGAGGUACUUAGUAAAGAUUUGUUAAACUAGAAACGUUUUACAUGAUCUGAUACAACCAUUAAUGACUCUUACACAAUGUUUUUUAAAAUUCAUGUUUAGUAAUAACUUUUAUUAAAAUAGAUUGCUUUAAAAAAUAGAAUGAGAAUGCUUGAGAAGCACUUAGUAAAGAUUUGUUGAACUAGAAAUGUUUUACAUGAUUCUUAAAUUGAAACUUGGUGUAAGAAUAGAAUUGAGAUGGCCUUUUCUUCACAUUGUAGACAGAAAAGGCUUAACAGUAUGACGUGUACGUAGGGACUGGGAGCAGGACUGGGGGUUUCAGAGCUUGUGGAAGUUUUGGGGAUAGGAGACCAGCAGCUUGGGGCUGAGAGUAGUAUGGGAAGAUAAAUAACUGAGGUUGAUAGAUUUACUCCAGAGGAUGAUCUCUUUGUAUUUUGCCAAAUAAUUUAUAGCCUAAAAACUCAAUAUAUAUUG
Messenger RNA from Sapajus apella (tufted capuchin), 2074 nucleotides. It is a transcript of the gene PTGR2, whose product is annotated as prostaglandin reductase 2. The record is from RefSeq and is a predicted model, not a curated record. The transcript has 10 exons. NCBI's taxonomy places the organism in Eukaryota, Metazoa, Chordata, Mammalia, Primates, Cebidae. The coding region runs from base 336 to 1391 and encodes 351 amino acids. Gene Ontology annotation, molecular function: 15-oxoprostaglandin 13-reductase [NAD(P)+] activity. Gene Ontology annotation, biological process: prostaglandin metabolic process.